Messenger RNA from Anthonomus grandis grandis, 1722 nucleotides. Its product is annotated as cytosolic non-specific dipeptidase-like. The transcript has 10 exons. Gene Ontology annotation, biological process: proteolysis. Gene Ontology annotation, molecular function: metallodipeptidase activity. The record is from RefSeq and is a predicted model, not a curated record. The coding region runs from base 188 to 1621 and encodes 477 amino acids. NCBI's taxonomy places the organism in Eukaryota, Metazoa, Arthropoda, Insecta, Coleoptera, Curculionidae.
CAAUCAGCUGGUGACUGUACAUAUUUGGAUUUGCUGUUAGUAUACUUGUCUUGUUAUAAUUAUUAAUUACAUUGCAUUAUCUGUUGAAAUUUACAGUCACACUCAUUUUUUUUAAUCUCCUGCUGUUCCCUUCACUUAUAGUUUUCCGCGUGAUUGAUAUAAUUCGAUAAAUUUUAAAUAAAAUACCAUGGCUGUACCAUGUCAUUUGACUAAAAUAUUCAAGCACAUUGACUCUAAGAAGCAAGUUUUCAUUGACCUACUAAAGGAGGCGGUGGCAAUCAAAUCAGUCUCAACAUGGGCAGAGACACGCCCUGAAGUUAUAAGAAUGGUCGAAUGGGCUAAAAAACGUCUAGAGGAUCUUGGGGCUAAAGCCGAACUUAAAGACAUAGGUAACCAGCAGUUCGCAGAUGGAACAGUUGUAAAAUUACCUCCAGUUAUUUUUGCACAACUUGGCAGCAAUCCAUGUAAGAAAACUGUUGUUGUUUAUGGACAUUUGGAUGUUCAGCCUGCCCACUUAUCAGAUGGGUGGGACAGUGAGCCUUUUGAGCUAACUGAGAGAGAUGGGAAGUUGUUUGGGAGAGGCUCUUCAGAUGAUAAAGGACCAGUGUUGUGCUGGUUCCAUGCCAUUCAGUCCUACAAAGAUUUGGGUAUUGAAUUGCCUGUGAAUCUGAAAUUUGUUUUUGAGGGUAUGGAAGAAAGCGGUAGUGAAGGACUUGAUGAGCUACUAAUGGCUGAAAAGGAUAAAUUUUUCUCAAAUGUAGAUUAUGUUUGUAUUUCUGAUAAUUAUUGGCUAGGUAGAAAUAAACCAUGUAUUACUUAUGGGCUGAGAGGAGUUUGCUACUUCUAUAUUGAAGUGACUUGUGCAGCUAAAGACUUACAUAGUGGAAUCUAUGGAGGAACUGUACAUGAAGCAAUGAGUGACCUUGUUCAUGUAAUGAAUAGUCUUGUGGAUAAAGAAGGAAAGAUCCUUGUCGAAGGAUUAUAUAAUGAGGUGGCCCCAUUGACAAGUACUGAAGAGCAAAUAUAUGAAAAAAUUGAUUUUGAUGUUGGUGAAUAUAAAGAUGACAUUAAGGCCCCAAAGUUGUUACACAAUGAGGUGAAGGAGAAGAUUCUUAUGCACAGGUGGAGGUACCCAUCCUUGUCUCUACAUGGUAUAGAGGGCGCAUUUGCCGAACCCGGCCAAAAAACCGUAAUUCCAUCCAAAGUGAUCGGCAAAUUUUCCAUAAGAAUCGUGCCUAACCAAACCCCUGCCAAAAUUGAAGAAUAUGUGUGCAAAUACGUUCAGAAAAUAUGGGAACAGAGAGGAAGUCCCAACCAUAUGAGAGUGCACAUGAUCGAUGGUGGCCAUCCCUGGACUGAAGAUCCUAGCCACAAUCAUUACCAAGCAGCCAUAAAAGCAACCAAAUAUGUUUAUAAUGUCGAGCCUGAUUUAACUAGAGAAGGUGGUUCGAUUCCUAUUACAUUAACUCUUCAACAAGCCACUGGGAAGAAUGUUCUGCUUUUACCUGUAGGAGCUGGAGAUGACGGAGCGCAUUCUCAAAACGAAAAACUGGAUAUAAGAAAUUAUAUAGGAGGAGUAAAGCUAAUGGCGUCGUAUCUUUAUGAAGUGUCACAGCUGUAGGGAAGCAAAGGGGGCAUUUUACAAGCAUUUAAGUCUAAGUUUGUAUUCUUUAAAAAUCGACUGUUAUUAUUUAUAUGCCAAAAUAUAUAUUAUAAAAAGUU